Vigna radiata var. radiata (mung bean) is the source of this 1179-nucleotide messenger RNA. RefSeq lists its product as uncharacterized. Lineage: Eukaryota; Viridiplantae; Streptophyta; Magnoliopsida; Fabales; Fabaceae. The record is from RefSeq and is a predicted model, not a curated record. Bases 1 to 1179 code for a protein of 392 amino acids. The transcript has a single exon.
AUGCCGCCUGGAUUCGAGGAAACAACAUGGAUCGUUCAUUUUGUAUCCAUCUCCAUCAAACAAAGCAUCAUAUGGAUGAAUAAAGCCUCAAAGAUCUGGAAUGACCUAAAGAACAUAUUUUCUCAAGGAAGCCUCUCUCGCAUUUCUAGCCUUCAACUUGAAAUUGCCACUCUUCAUCAAAGUGAUCUUUCCAUUUCUGAGUAUUUCACCAAAUUGCGUAUUCUCUGGGACGAGAUAGAAAAUUUCCGCCUAGAACCUCCUUGCACCUGUAAACCCGAUUGUGGUUGUGGAGUUCUGACUGUCUUCAAACAAAAAAGACAAGAAGACCAAGUCAUGCAAUUUUUACGGGGAUUAAGCGACCGAUUUAAUAAUGUUACAUCACAUAUGCUUCUACUGGACCCUAUUCCGGACAUCACCAAGGUCUUUUCACUGGUGACACAACAAGAAAGGCAGUUGUCUAGUGGAAAUUUAAUUGCUGCCACAAAGACUCAAGACAGUGGAACUGCCACUUCCUACACCAUUUUCACCUCCUCCACUGUUUACAAUUAUUGUGGAAAGAAUGAUCACAUUGAAGCAGUUUGGUAUCGCAAGAAUGGCUUCCCUAAUCAAGACAAAGGCUUCAAAAAUGCACCGACUGGCAGAAAGCAUUGCACUCAUUGCAACAAAAGUGGUCACACUGUGGAUGUUUGCUAUAAAAAGCAUGGUUAUCCUCUAGGACAUAAGUUCUAUCACAAGUCUACCCAGAUUAAUCACACUUCUACCCAAGAAGAAAAUGGGAAUGUCAAGGAUACCAACUUUAAUGGUGUUGAUCACAUACGUCUCACACCAGAACAAUUUCAAGUUCUUGUAGAGCUCUUCAAAGGCCACAAUUUGAAAGGUACUUCCACUUCUGCUCAAGUUCACCACGUUGGAUCUGCUUCGGCAAAUCAACCUCCUUUAGGUAAUAUAUGCCUUACUCUUACUUUCAAUUAUCCUAAAAACAAUUGGAUCCUUGAUUCUGGAGCAACUAACCACAUACGUAUUUCUCUACGAAACUUUUUAUCUUAUAAAAAAAUCAAGCCUAUUCAAAUUGUUUUACCUAAUGGUACUAUUGUUUACUCUGAAUAUUCCGGUACUCUUAUUCUUCACAACAAGAUACACCUCUUAAAUGUCCUUUAUGUUCCACAAAUUCUCCUUUAA